CCGAUCCCCGCAACCAACCCAAGCGCUGCACGCAGGCCAGGGGCGCCGGCAGCAGCAACGAAAACAGUAUCUGUAUCUCGCAGCCCAACACCAUAGCUAGGAGGCAACAAACAAUAGCAUGGGCGCCUACCAUAUCGCCAGAGACAGAGACGCCACCGCCCUCUCAAGGACGUAACAGAAGGAGGCCACGAGUCCCGGUUCCCAUAUCUCCCCGCCCCUUAUAAUUUACGGGACCCAGAGCCAGAGCCAGAAACUCGGCAGGAAGCACGAGUCACCAGACCCAGCCUCGAAACGCAGGAAGAGAGGAGAGAGUUUCUCAGUUCCACUUCACCACGGGCAUGGCCGCAACGGCUUGCGCUUACGGCGGCUAUGAGAGCAGUUGCCGGCCGCCGCUGCCCGCUGCCAUGGGCUCGCCCACGGCGGCGAGAUCCUUGCAGGUGAUGGAUUUGUUUAACGACGAUGGCCACGGUUCCUCCAUCAUCCAUGGCGCCGUCGUCAUGCCACCCCCACCUCCUCCUCCUCCGCCACCACUUGUCGAUCUCCAUUCAAGCUCCAGGAGCAACCGCUCAAGCUCCAAGGCGACGUCCCGCCACCCAGGCCUCUGCACCGAGGGCCUUGGCUCGGAGAGCUCCGAGAGCUCAGGCGACCUUGAUCUCGCCAACGUGCCCGAUGACACUGACAAGGAAGCAGGUGUGGACGCCGGGCAAGGACUGCAGUACUGCAAGCGGCAGUACUUUGACAACCACGAUGAGGAGAUGAUGCCGAUGCCGGCGAGGACAAGGGGCAGGAGGGUGUUCCCGCCACCGAUAUCGGUGAUCGGCGCUGCCGGGAAGCCAUGGCAGUACCUCCGGGCGCACCGUGGGGGCGGCCGGCUUGUGCUGCAGGAGGUGAGGAUACCGUCCAGGGAACUGCUCCAGGCGUGCCGGGAGGACGGCCGUCUCAAGCUCCACUUCGCACACCCGGAGGAACGACAACAACUAGCUGAUUAUCAGUGCCAUGAGCAAGAUACCAAGAAUUAGCAGACUGGCGAUUUACAUGCAAGAGCAAUCGCAGGAAAAUUAAGGACGAACAGAACAGGGUUUAGCUUCUUGCUCUGAGGUUUAAUAAGUGCUCGUCAUUGACGAGUCAUACGGUGGCUUCCGUAUCUUUCCCUUCCAGAGAGAUGUAAAUAUCGCGAUAUUUUUUUCAGUUUUUGUAUCGCUCGUCAAUCUACUGCUACUCUCCCCCAAAAGGGACUGUUUUCUCCUC
Brachypodium distachyon (stiff brome) is the source of this 1248-nucleotide messenger RNA. RefSeq names its product protein FAF-like, chloroplastic. The record is from RefSeq and is a predicted model, not a curated record. The transcript has a single exon. Bases 339 to 1019 code for a protein of 226 amino acids. Lineage: Eukaryota; Viridiplantae; Streptophyta; Magnoliopsida; Poales; Poaceae.